AUGCCGGUGAAAUUACGGCUUUUGGAAGUUGCAACUCUUUCUCCCUUCAACCACAGAAAAAAAAUAGAGACAACUUGUAAGAAUGGCAUUGGCAUUCUUGAGUUUCUUCCUGCCAAGAACUAUUUUGUUACUGGUGCCACUGGUUUCCUAGGCAAAGCCAUAAUUGAGAAGCUAUUACGAGCAGCACCCAGCGUUUGCAAGAUUUAUCUCUUAAUCAAGGCAGAAAACGAAGAAGCUGCAUUAGAAAGAAUAAAAACUGAAAUAAUAGAUUCAAAUCUAUUCGACUUGGUGAGAGAUAUGCAUGGGAAAUCUUACCAAGAUUUCAUGUUAAGUAAGGUGGUUCCUAUUCCCGGAAAUAUUGGUGAAUCAAAUCUUGGUAUGGAUCCUGAUUUAAUAAUGGAAAUAGCACAAGAGGUAGAUGCAGUCAUAAAUUCAGCAGCCAAUACAACAUUUGAUGAGAGAUUUGAUGUAGCUGUAAACAUAAACACAAGAGGGCCAUCUCGAGUACUUGAUUUUGCAAAGAAGUGCCAGAAACUUUGUUGUUGCAUUCAUAUAUCAACUGCAUAUGUUAAUAUAGAAAACGUCGUAGAGACUCUCAACCCCAAAAGCUCACCAUUAUUACACCCUCCUGUGGAUGUUGAUGCUGAAGUGAAGUUAGCUUUGGAUUCAAAUCUUGCUUUUCAUGGAGAUGAAGAAAUAGUUCGGAAAAUGAAAGAAAUGGGUUUAGAAAGGGCUAGAAGUUACGGGUGGAAAAAUGUUUAUGAAUUUAGCAAGGCAAUGGGAGAAAUAAUAAUUGAUAAGAAUAGAGAAGAAAUCCCAGUUGCUAUUGUCCGUCCAAGUAUUAUUGAAAGCACUUUUGAAGAGCCCUUCCCUGGAUGGAUACAAGGGGUUCAGAAUGGUUGAUCCAUUGAUUUUGGCUGUCGGCAAGGGCAACCUCCCUGCCUUCAUAAACCCUGAGACUGUCCUAGAUGUAGUUCCAGUUGAUAUGGUUGUGAAUGCGAUUAUUUCUACAAUGGCAAAGCAUGGAAUUAUUGGGAAACCAGGGCUUAACAUCUACCACAUUACGUCUUCUACAGUAAAUCCAGUAACCCUGAAAUUCUUAUUUGACCUGUUCUAUGAACAUUUCGAGUCCUCUCCAAUCAGAGACAUGAAUGGAAAAGAAGUGAAGAUUAAAAGAGUCAAAUUUGUUAGCUCGUCGAAAGAUAUCUUCUCACAUAUCUCUAAAGAAAAUAUCACAAAAAAUAUGAAUGUUUCUCCAGAACUUGAAAGAAAAUUACGUGAGAGAAAGAUAGAGCAAAUUAAAGACUUGAUGAAGAUGUAUGAACCAUAUUCAUCUUCACAGUGGUUUGAAAGCAGAGAUACCUACAAAUUGUGGGAAGCCAUGUCUUUAGAAGAACAGCUGAGUUUUGGAUUUGACGUGAAGAGGUUGGAUUGGAAGGACUAGUUUUCCAAAGUUCAUAUUCCAGGUGUAAGGAAAUACGUAUUCGAAAGUAAAUUGAGGCCAAAAUUGUAAUAUUUAUAUUGAAAUCGGUUCUAUAAUUUUAAACCCUUAAUUGCAUGAGUCUUGAGCUGGCAUCAAGUAUAAAAGGCAGACUAAACACAAUUUCUCAUUUCAAUGAAGAAGUUUCCCUAUUGAUUUCAUAAAAUAUCUCAGACACAAACCAUAGUUCUACUGUUCA
This is a messenger RNA of Mangifera indica (mango), 1679 nucleotides long. RefSeq names its product fatty acyl-CoA reductase 2, chloroplastic-like. Gene Ontology annotation, molecular function: alcohol-forming very long-chain fatty acyl-CoA reductase (NADP+) activity. Gene Ontology annotation, cellular component: intracellular membrane-bounded organelle. The coding region runs from base 1 to 903 and encodes 300 amino acids. NCBI's taxonomy places the organism in Eukaryota, Viridiplantae, Streptophyta, Magnoliopsida, Sapindales, Anacardiaceae. The record is from RefSeq and is a predicted model, not a curated record. The transcript is spliced from 10 exons. Gene Ontology annotation, biological process: long-chain fatty-acyl-CoA metabolic process; suberin biosynthetic process.